Messenger RNA from Syngnathus typhle (broad-nosed pipefish), 1716 nucleotides. It is a transcript of the gene katnal2, whose product is annotated as katanin p60 subunit A-like 2. Gene Ontology annotation, molecular function: ATP binding; ATP hydrolysis activity; protein binding. The coding region runs from base 80 to 1618 and encodes 512 amino acids. The record is from RefSeq and is a predicted model, not a curated record. NCBI's taxonomy places the organism in Eukaryota, Metazoa, Chordata, Actinopteri, Syngnathiformes, Syngnathidae. The transcript has 16 exons.
AACUACCGCCGUAAAUAUUCCGACCAUUUCCCCUCGAACGCUUAUCGAAAAAACGCACGAUAAUUACGAUUUAUUACAAAUGGACGCUUCUUACAGUUCAGUAAAACAUGCAAACCAAGCCCGGGAGGCGGAUGAGUUGAGGAUUGAAAUGAGGAAGAAGAGCCUCCUCAUGUUAAUCUACCAACAUCUGAUGAGGCACGGUUAUGUGAACACAGCAGUGGCCUUGGACCAGGAGAUGAACGGAAGUGUGAAGAAGUUUGAAGUUUGCGAAAACGUGGACUUGGAGAUGAUGUUGAUGGAGUACGAGAGUUAUCACUAUGUGAAGUACCAGAAGUAUCCCAAACUUAUCAAGAAAGUUGUAGAACCAGUUCUCAUUCAAGGUGAUAGCAGGAAUUUGAAAAGUAGUGGAAAAAAAAGGGCCGCUUGUUCCGUUGUGAAGCCUCUCCCCAAAAUCCAGCCUCCAAAUCUUGGCGGAGACGUCCGAGGGAACGCUGCUGCCCCUGCGCAUUCAAAUGGUGAUAGCUCGUGUAGUCCUUCAGAAUUCACAGACUUUGUUCUCAGUGUUUCCCCCAUAUCUUCUGUGCAAACUGGAGGGGCGGCUAUGACCAAGAAGGUCCAAACGGCCUGCAAAGGAGAUGGCGAGCAAGAGGAUCGGCUGCUGAAGCCCCUCAGCGGUUUUGCGGGACUGGGUGGUGAGAUGAGAGAAUUUGCCACAGUCAUUAAUAAGGACAUUUAUUUGCACAGCCCCAACGUAAAAUGGGACGACAUCAUCGGCCUGGAGGAUGCAAAGCGAUUAGUCAAAGAGGCCAUCGUCUAUCCCAUUAAGUAUCCCCAGCUUUUUAAAGGACUCCUUGCUCCGUGGAAGGGAUUGUUACUUUACGGACCCCCGGGUACGGGCAAGACCCUGCUGGCUAAGGCGGUGGCUACUGAAUGCAAGACGACCUUUUUCAACAUAACGGCAUCGAGCUUAGUGAGCAAGUGGAGAGGAGACUCGGAAAAACUGGUCCGGGUUCUGUUUGAGAUGGCCCGCUACCACGCGCCUUCCACUAUCUUUCUGGAUGAGGUGGAGUCGAUGAUGGGCCAGAGAGGAAACAACAUAUUAGGCGAGCAUGAGGGCAGUCGAAGGUUGAAGGCGGAGCUGCUGGUCCAGAUGGACGGACUGGCGAGAUCCGAGGACCUGAUUUUUGUACUGGCCGCCUCCAAUCUGCCUUGGGAACUGGACCAAGGAAUGCUAAGAAGACUAGAAAAGAGGAUUCUGGUUGGUCUUCCUCCUGAAGAGUCCCGCCAAGCCAUGAUCUCUCAUUGGCUGCCUCCUGUCAGCUUCACGGGAGAGCUGCAGUUAAAAACCGAGCUAGACUAUCAACUUCUGGCCAAGGAGACGAAUGGCUACUCGGGCUCUGACAUCAGACUGGUGUGUAAGGAGGCCGUCAUGAGACAAGCCCGUAAAAUCUUUGAAGCUCUGGAGUCGAAUAAGAACGGAGACACGCGCAUGCAAGCCAUGCGGCUGGAAACGGUGACAACGCAGGACUUCCUGGAAGUCCUGGCGCACACCAAACCGUCGGCCAGCGGGUUAAUGGAGAAACACACGGCUUGGGAGAAAGACUUUGAAUCCGUCUGAUGGAGCGUUUUUGCUUUCACUCCUGGACAUGUGUUGAUGUGGUUCUUAGACAUUAUCUGGUCUACUUAGAAGAGUCAUUAAAAAGCAGCUAUGAGAUA